Neltuma alba is the source of this 4003-nucleotide messenger RNA. RefSeq lists its product as uncharacterized. The record is from RefSeq and is a predicted model, not a curated record. The transcript is spliced from 11 exons. Gene Ontology annotation, biological process: protein phosphorylation. The coding region runs from base 221 to 3568 and encodes 1115 amino acids. Gene Ontology annotation, molecular function: protein binding; ATP binding; protein serine/threonine kinase activity. Lineage: Eukaryota; Viridiplantae; Streptophyta; Magnoliopsida; Fabales; Fabaceae.
UUCCGCGUCUGGAUUCUAGGGUUUCUCUGCCUACAAUAGCAGAGCAAACCCAAUUAUUCCUCAUUUUUCGUCAAAAUUUUCCUUUUUUCCCUCUUGCUUUCAAAUUUUCUUGCUUCCCGAACCUAUUCUUUCUUUCUUCACACCACCUGAUCUUUUCCCAUUCCUGUGAAACUCACCAUUUUCCGUUCUUUUCUGGUCGACUUCAAUUUCUGCAAGCUACAUGAAGCUUCUUCAGUCCGAUGAGACCGCCUCUGAGGCUUGCGACCUUCCUGAGGAAACCCAAGAAGAGAAACCCUCCAGUUCGUCUGUGGUUGAAGGCAUUGACCGUGGCCUUGAUAAUGGUGAUGCGGUUCUCGAUGUGUUCGGGAAAACCGUGGAGUUCCCGGUAUUGGAGAACGCAGAAGACUCCGUGGAGGGCUUGUAUUUUUAUAAGAAUGUCUACAAUUUGAUCCCCAAGUCUUUGGGAGGUCUUGCGCGGUUGAAGACAUUGAAGUUCUUCGGAAAUGAGAUUAAUUUGUUUGCCCCAGAGUUUGGAAACCUGACGGGCUUGGAGUGUUUGCAGAUGAAGAUAUCUUCUCCUGGAAUUGGUGGGUUGCCAUUGCAUAAGUUGAAGGGUUUGAAGGAGUUAGAGUUGUCCAAAGUGCCUCCGCGGCCUUCUGCUUUCCCUAUAUUGACAGAGAUUGCUGGUCUUAAGUCCUUGUCCAAGCUAUCUAUUUGCCACUUUUCUAUAAGAUACCUCCCUCCUGAAAUUGGCCUCUUAAAGAAACUGGAGUAUCUUGAUCUUUCAUUCAAUAAGAUGAAGACACUGCCCUCCGAAAUCAGUUAUUUGAAUGGCUUGAUAUCUUUGAAAGUUUCCAAUAAUAAGUUGGUGGAACUACCAUCAACUAUGGCAUCUUUGUCCGGGCUGGAGAACUUGGACCUGUCAAGUAAUAGGUUGACUUCACUGGGACCUCUUGAACUUGGGUCUAUGCAUAAACUUCAGAAUUUAAAUCUUCAGUUCAAUAAGCUGCGCAGCAUGCUUCAAAUACCUUCAUGGAUUCAUUGUAAUAUGGAAGGAAACGACAGAGGUGAAUGCAGCGAUGAUUUUAGCAGUUCUUCUGUUGAAAUGGAUGUCUAUGAAACGAGUUCACUGGAGAAUGAUGGACUACUUUCACAUGCAUCUCGUAAUAGCUCAUCAAGCCUAUUAACUAGCUCCUCGUCUAGUAGAUGUUUUGCAACGCGGAAAUCAGGUAAAAAGUGGAAGCGGCGGCACUACUUACAGCAGAAAGCCCGCCAAGAGUGCUUAAACAACAGCAGGAAGUGGAAAGGUUUAAAUAAUUCACAACUGGGCAAGGACAUGCAUAGAAUUUGUGAAUCAGAAAACCAAGGCAGCCUUGCUGUUGAAAACUGCAGUGAAGCUCGUCCAUCAGAUAGUGUGUGUCUGGACAAUGAAGCUAAAAAGAUGGUCUCAGAAGAAGCUGGGAAUGACAGUGUAAUUGAUGAUGUUAACAACAAUGAAGUGGGUAUUGAAAAGCAAUUUAAGGAUUGUUCCAGUAGAAGCGAAGAUGAAAACGAUGCUUCCUUAUGCCCGUUGGAGAAUGGACCUAGUGGGCAGGACAAUGCAUCAAGUUCAGAAUCUUUGAAGCAUAUUUCUAAAUCAAAGAGACAUUCAGAAAGGGAUCUUGAUAAUCCUAAACCAUGCAAGUCUAGAAAACCAAUUGGUGAUAGCUCAUCAUUGUCCUACAAGUACAGUAGAUUAUCAUUUUGUGGUGCCGAAGACCAUCUGCCAGAUGGUUUUUAUGAUGCUGGACGUGAUCGACCUUUUAUGCCCCUUGAGAGUUAUGAGCAAAAUCAGUGCCUUGCCUCUCGUGAAGUCAUCUUAGUGGACAGAGAAAGAGAUGAAGAUCUGGAUGCCAUAACACUCUCUGCUCAGUCAUUGGUGCGUCAUUUGAAGCAGUGGAAUGAUUUUACCAAACAUGGGAAUCAAGUUGCUCUUGAUAGCUUCCAGAUUGCUUCGCUGCUUGCCCUCUUUGUAUCAGAUCAUUUUGGGGGCAGUGAUAGAAGUGCUAUUGUAGAAAGGACACGAAAAGCAGUGUCUGGUUCAAACUAUCACAAGCCUUUUGUCUGUACAUGCUCAACUGGAAGCAACAAUGGUAUUAGUGCUUCCUCCAAACCAGUUGUAAACAGUGAAGACAUUACUCUUGCUAGUAACUCUGAAAAAUCUCUUGAGUCUUUAAAAAGGAGACGAAAUUCAAUCAUAGUUCCCAUUGGAUCUGUGCAGUUUGGUGUGUGUAGACAUAGAGCUCUGCUUUUGAAGUAUUUAUGUGAUCGCAUGGAGCCUCCAGUACCCUGUGAGCUUGUCAGGGGUUUCUUAGAUUUUUCACCACAUGCCUGGAACACCAUCGUAGUUAACAGAGGUGAUACCCAGGUUAGAAUGAUAGUUGAUGCAUGCCGGCCGCAUGAUAUAAGAGAAGAGGCAGACCCUGAGUUCUUUUGCAGGUAUAUACCUCUUAGUCGAACCAAAGUUCCUAUUUCAUCUGACGGAACUCCUGGUCCUGGUUGUUCAUUUCCAUCUCUCUCUACAUGUGACGAAUUUGAGAAGGCAUCUUCAAGUACUUUAGUUCGGUGCAAAUUUGGGUCAAUUGAGGCUGCAGCAAAGGUGCGUACUUUGGAAGUGAAGGAGAGUUCACCAGACAAAAUAAAAAACUUUGAAUAUAAUUGUUUGGGAGAAGUGAGAAUUUUAGGUGCUUUGAAACACCCUUGUAUAGUUGAAAUGUAUGGACACCAAAUAUCUUACAAGUGGACUCUUCUAGAAGAUGGUAAUCCUGAGCAUUGUGUUUUAAGGUCUGCAAUUUUUAUGGAGUACAUAGAAGGGGGCUCUUUGAAGACCUAUCUUGACAAGUUAUCAAAAGCUGGUGAAAAGCAUGUUCCGGUAGAGCUGGCUCUGUAUAUCGCCAAAGAUGUUGCAUGUGCAUUGUCAGAGCUACACUCAAAGCACAUAAUUCAUCGUGAUGUAAAAAGUGAAAACAUUCUAAUUGCUUUGGAUAGAAAGAAAGAUGAUGGCACCCCUACUGUGAAGCUUUGUGAUUUUGACAGCGCAGUGCCACUAAGAUCACCUUUGCAUAGCUGCUGUAUCGCUCAUGUGGGAGCGCCUCCUCCUUAUGUGUGCACUGGAACGCCACGAUGGAUGGCUCCAGAGGUUAUGCGGACUAUGUACAAAGAAAAUACUUAUGGAUUGGAAGUUGAUAUCUGGUCAUUUGGAUGCUUACUUCUGGAGCUUCUCACGCUGCGUGUUCCAUUUUCUGGGCUGUCUGAUUUACAAUUCCAUGACAUUCUACAGAUGGGUAAACCACCACAAUUAACAGAAGAACUGGAGGCCCUGAGUUCACUGAAUGAACCCACGAUGAUUCGAUCCGGUGAUGAGCCAGACAAAUCAGAUACUGAGGCAGACUUGAUGAAAUUCCUUGUUGAUUUGUUUCAUAGGUGUGUGGAAGAAAAUCCGGCCAAACGACCUACAGUAAAAGAAAUCUAUGAAAUGCUGCUUGAACAAACAUGCCGUCUAAAAGUACAAGAUGUUGACAAUAGUUAGGUUCUCAGUUUGGUUGACCCUCUCACAUUCCCUUGGUGUUGUAUUAUUAGACCAAUCUCCAAUUUUUUCAAGAAUAAUUCCCCCCCUAGUGUCUGUAGUGAAUAAUAAUCAUUAUGUGCAAUUCCAUUCCAGGAUGUUAGAUUCAGGCGGCUCUUUUCAAUCUGAUUGAGAUCUGUAAAUUUUGUAGCUAGGUCUCUUUUCAGGCUGCCAGUGUUGAGGUCCAUGUAGGGUAUAUUUAUGCUGUCACUGGAUCUGAUUAAUUUGUUCAAAGCCUUCCCAAUUCUGGUAGGCUUGCCUUGAAAAUCUGCAGCAGAAUACUGUGUUUCUGGUUUUUCGGUUUCCCAUGCGGGUGCUUGCUGUAGUAAUCUCUUGAUGAUCAUACAAAUUAUGCCGUGUUAUCCACCAUCUGAGCAAUUGAUAUAUAUUUUCUUGUAA